This is a messenger RNA of Periophthalmus magnuspinnatus, 2129 nucleotides long. It is a transcript of the gene mpnd, whose product is annotated as MPN domain containing. The record is from RefSeq and is a predicted model, not a curated record. Gene Ontology annotation, cellular component: BRCA1-A complex; BRISC complex. Bases 303 to 1679 code for a protein of 458 amino acids. Gene Ontology annotation, biological process: double-strand break repair. Gene Ontology annotation, molecular function: polyubiquitin modification-dependent protein binding; metallopeptidase activity. NCBI's taxonomy places the organism in Eukaryota, Metazoa, Chordata, Actinopteri, Gobiiformes, Gobiidae. The transcript is spliced from 13 exons.
GACGCGUGUGCGUUUUUGGCACCGUGUGCCAUGAUAAUAGAAGAUAUCGCGUAUGGCACGUCAAAAGAACACAAGCAGAGUGACAAGGACGAGGAGAGAGAGAGAAAGGGGAGGGGAACUGACAUUAAAGCAACACAACAAGGAAACUACACUGCGGAGCCAGACGCCUUCAUUUCUGUUUUUGAAUAAUAGCCCGAGCACUGACAAAGUGUGGCCGACGUGUGGAGCUUCAAAACCCCAUAGCCUCAAGUGCCCCGGAAAGAAGCUUCUUUUGACCGGGCUGGAUUUAAAGGCGCUCGCCGAUGUCCGCAGAUAUGGGUUCGGAGCGCCCCUGCUCUCCACAGGUGGUGGAGGAUGGAGCAGAAGAGGAUGAGGAAGAGCUGAGUGGAGGAGAUGAGGCAGAUCUGCGCUCCAGUAUGGGCCGAGGGUCCCUGCUCACACGAAGAGGCAUCACCCUCAGGGUCCUGCUCAAAGACGGCCUGGUUGAACCUGGAGAGGGUGUCCUGACUAUUCAUUACCUGGGAAAAAACUUUUCAGGGGACCUCCUGACUGACGGGAAGAUCCGCUGGGUGGAGACAGGACAGACCUUUAACUCUCCAAGUGCGUGGGCCACACACUGUAAACGACUUGUGAAUCCAGCCAAGAAGUCGGGUUGUGGCUGGGCAUCAGUGCGCUACAGAGGACAGAAGCUGGUCCAGUACAAAACCACAUGGCUGCACAAGUACCAGCCCAGUGCUGACAUGAGCCUGGUAAGUGAGGAAGAAGAUGAUGAAGAUGAAGAGGAGGGAAAGACAGCUGUACAGACUGAUGACAAGAACAAAAACAACAAACCUGGAGUACAUGACGUGACGGCCUUGAGGAAGACUGACAGAGAGAGGAUCCCUGUCAGAUAUUGCACCUUAGGCACCAGAGAUGCAACCAGAGAUCCACACACUCUGGUGGAGCUGUCAGCAUUCUCAGCCAUCAACAGGUUCCAGCCUUUCAAUGUAGCUGUGUCCAGUAAUGUCCUGCUGCUAAUGGAUUUCCAUUGUCACUUGACUACCAGUGAGGUGGUGGGAUACCUUGGUGGAAGAUGGGACACAAACACACAAUUGUUGACAGUUUUGAGGGCUUUUCCAUGUAGAACCCGACUGGCAGAUAAAGAAAGUGCUUCCGCUGUGGAGGAGGAGAUUUGUCAAAACCUGUUUAUGCGCGGCCUGUCCUUGGUGGGGUGGUACCACAGUCACCCGCGGGGUCCGGCCCUGCCCUCACUCCAGGACAUCGACUCUCAGAUGGAUCACCAGCUCAGACUACAGGGGUCCAAUAAUGGCUUCCAGCCCUGCCUGGGCAUCAUCUGUGGACCAUAUUACCAUGGUAACCAAGGUGUGGCAUCCACAAUAACCCCAUUCUGGGUUGUACCCCCACCCGAGCAACGUCCCAAUGACUAUGGCAUCCCAGUAGCUGUGGAAGUCACUUAUGUACAGGACAACUUCCUCACCAGUGAUGUCCUGAAUGAAAUGAUGCUGCUUGUUGACUACUAUAGGGCAGCACCUGACCUGGUUCAGUUUAACCAGUUCUGGUGUCCUGAUACGACAAUGAUGGACAAGAUUAAGGGCUCCUUAAGCUGCCAUGCCCCCAAAGACCAGGCUUACUCUCAGAUACUAGAACAUGUCUACAGUCAGCUCAAUCACAACCAAUGAGUGUGUAGUAUGUACAUGAAACACAGUACCAGUGACUUCUAUGAGACUGAUGCCUAAAAGUAUAAAAGUGCAUAAGCUAAAAUUGACUUUACUUGGACCUAUGUGCUGUCUGCGCUCAUAUCCUGCCGUAGGAGCACAUAUUACAUGUUAACGAACAGUAUCACGUUUGAGUGUAGUGACGGCCAUUACUGUGGGUUAUUGUAGCACUAUAGGUAUGGUAGGCAGAGAUGUAUUGUGAGGUGAUGUUAUUCAUUUGGAAACAUGUAAUGUGCAAACUGUAGUGGAUUGUGCCAGUCUUACUGUGCUGCUGCCUGGUCACAUGACAGUCCUGUUUAGGACUAUGGCUUCCUCUUGACCUUUACUGUUAUCUACUCUGGAUGAUGUGAUGAAAUGCCUUAAGACUGCUGUUUGAUGAACCAAUAAGCAUUAAAUAUUUACACUGGAAUUUAA